Molecule: messenger RNA, 1855 nt
Organism: Cucurbita pepo subsp. pepo (vegetable marrow)
Lineage: Eukaryota; Viridiplantae; Streptophyta; Magnoliopsida; Cucurbitales; Cucurbitaceae
Product: AT-hook motif nuclear-localized protein 27
Biological process (GO): vegetative to reproductive phase transition of meristem
Cellular component (GO): nucleus
Molecular function (GO): DNA-binding transcription factor activity; minor groove of adenine-thymine-rich DNA binding
Source: RefSeq, a predicted model, not a curated record
CGCAAACCCCAAGGGUGAAGGUGGGUGAAUACCGCCUUUCCCUUUGUGCGGCGCAUCAUAAUUCAUAAACCACUUCCUUCUUCUGCCUUCCCACUUCACUUUCUUCUUCCUCAUCUUCACUAUUAUAUUCCGUUCAUUUUUCACUUUCUUCGAUGCUUCUUUCCGUGAACUACACUGAUGAAGACUGGAUUUAGUUGCAGCGAUGAAUCAAAGGAAAGGGAACGUGUAAGAAAGAGAGAUGGUAUGCGUGGAGGUUGCGUAAUUAAAGGCAGGCAUGUUUUUGGGGGGAGUUUAGAGCUGACAAAGGUGUUCUGUCGUUGAACAGUAGAGAUGGGAAGAGAUGGGAAAACGAUUUCACCGAGGUUUGGUAAGUGAUAGUGUAUGCAUCCAUCGCCUCCAGGAAAUCGUUUGGGAGUGGAUACCUAAUCGAUUUGACAAAAUUAUUGGGUCGUUGUUGUUGGAUCCGAUGGGUGUGUAGAAGCUGUAUAAAUUAAAAGUAAAUUGAAGAGGAAGGAAGAUGAGAAUGGCGGGGUACAGCGAAGAAGGAGGAGCGGGUUCACGCUACGUGCAACACCACCACCACCACCAUCAUCAUCAACUUCUGAAUCCGGAACUGCAUCUGGACACGCCCUCCUCCUCCUCUAUUCCAUUUCCUCAUCCUCAUCUAUUCAACCAUUCCAAUCACUCCGACGAUGGUGAUGAUAAUAAUCAUACUAAUAAUAAUACUAAUCCCUCUCAAAACCAACACGCCUCCCUUCGCCGCCCUCGUGGCCGUCCUCCUGGAUCCAAAAACAAGCCCAAGCCUCCCGUUAUCCUCACUCGCGAUAGUCCCAACGUCCUCGGCUCUCAUGUCCUCGAGGUCUCCGCCUCCGCUGAUAUCGUCGAUAGUCUCUCCAAUUACGCCCGCCGCAGAGGGAGAGGACUCAGCAUCCUCUGCGGCACUGGUACUGUCGCCAACGUCACGCUCCGUCACCCAUCUGCCUCUCCUGCGGCUACCGUCAUCACUCUUCAUGGCAGGUUCGAGAUCCUCUCCCUCACAGGCACUGUGCUUCCCCCGCCAGCUCCCCCGCAGGCAGGUGGACUCUCUAUAUUCCUAGCCGGGGCACAAGGGCAGGUGGUUGGAGGGACGGUGGUGGGGCCCUUGGUGGCUUCGGGGACGGUGAUUUUGAUGGCGGCGUCCUUCUCCAACGCCGUGUUUGAAAGGUUGCCUGUGGAAGAAGAGGAGGAAGGGGGAGUGCAAGUUCAACCGACGGCGUCGCAGUCGUCGGGAGUGACCGGAGGCGGACAGAUGGGGGAGGGCGGUGGGAAUGCAAAGGAGGGGAGCGGCGGCGGAGUUGGGUUCCUGGGCAACAGUACAAUAGCGGGAUAUCCUCCAUUUGCAGGGGAUUUGUUUGGUUGGGGAAGUGGAAGUGGAAGUGGAAGUGGGAAUGCCACAAAGCCUCGUCAGUUGUAAUGUUUAAUUAAUGGUGAUUAGGGUUUUUAGUUUAAUAUAAUAUGUGGUGUUGUGUUGAAUGUUUGUAAUAAUUAAUGAAGAAUAGGAAGAAGAAGAAGAAGAUGUUGAUGGUUGGUUUGUGUGGUUUAAGAAGUGCGAUGCUUCUCGUUGGUCACAGAUUUGGAGGCGGUGAGUUGAAGAUAGGAUGGAAUGAAUUAGUUGAUCUCCUUUUCCAUUCCACCUGCUUUGCUUUCUCUUCUUACUUUCACACCUGUCUUCAAUAUUCCCAGUAGUGAGGGUUGUGGAGUAUGAAUUUAAUUUACACACAAUUUGGUUGCUUUUUUGUUUUUGUUUUUGUUUUCAGGGUUUGUGUCAUGCCUGUCAUAAACAAUAUAUAUAUAUGUAUAUUAUAUGCUUUCCUUC